Molecule: messenger RNA, 2613 nt
Organism: Carica papaya (papaya)
Lineage: Eukaryota; Viridiplantae; Streptophyta; Magnoliopsida; Brassicales; Caricaceae
Source: RefSeq, a predicted model, not a curated record
AUUAAGGAGAUGUGUAUUGUGCAACAUCUUCGGUUUAAAAAAGAGAAAAUGGGGUUUCCCUUUUCAAAUAAAAACAUUGCACAAAAUUGUGAGUUAAUAUAGAACCUAUCCAUGAUUAGGUUUUUGAUGCGGACGGUGAUUGAUGAUUGUGCGUCUCAAAGUUGGGUGACCCCUGUUCCCGUAGGAGUCCUCCAAAAUCUUGCAAUAUGAAACAUUUUGUGUCAUGAUGCAUUAAUGUGGACUUAGGCAGAGGUUUAACUUGUGAGGGGAAGACCAAAGGUCAUAGAUGGGAAUGGCUGAUGAAGUGGAGACGCCACGGUCAAGUGGCCGAGAGGAAAAGAUUUUUGUUUCUGUUCGUCUGCGUCCUUUGAACGAGAAGGAAAUUUCAAGGACUGAUGUUUCAGACUGGGAAUGCAUAAAUGAUAAUACAAUUAUAUCUUCGAACAGCCUUUCAAUUUCCGAGCGCUCCAUGUAUCCAACUGCCUAUACAUUCGACAGAGUGUUUAGUCCUGAUUCCUCCACAAGACAGGUGUAUGAGGAAGGUGCAAAGGAAGUUGCUCUUUCAGUUGUUAAGGGGAUAAAUGCAAGUGUUUUUGCAUACGGACAAACAAGCAGCGGAAAGACAUAUACUAUGACUGGGAUUACUGAUUACACCUUAGCGGAUAUAUAUGAUUAUAUAGAGAGGCAUCAAGAUAGAAAAUUUAUUUUGAAGUUCUCUGCUAUGGAGAUCUAUAAUGAAUCUGUGAGAGACCUCCUAAGUUCUGAUAGCUCUCAACUUAGACUUCUAGAUGAUCCAGAGAAAGGAACUGUUAUUGAGAAACUCACUGAAGAAAUUCUGAGUGAUUGGAAACAUUUUAAAGAACUUCUAUCUGUUUGUGAAGCUCAAAGACAAAUUGGAGAGACUGCACUGAAUGAAGCAAGCUCCAGAUCUCAUCAGAUUUUGAGAUUGACAAUUGAAAGUUCUCCACGUGAGUUGGGCAUUGACAAACUGAGCACUCUCACAGCUACUGUGAAUUUUGUUGAUCUUGCAGGAAGUGAGCGUGCAUCUCAGUCACUAUCUGCGGGCACUAGGUUGAAAGAAGGUUGCCAUAUAAAUCGCAGUUUGCUAACAUUAGGAACUGUUAUCCGUAAGCUGAGCAAGGGAAGAAGUGGACAUAUUCCUUUUAGAGAUUCAAAGUUAACCCGCAUACUGCAACCCUCCUUAGGAGGAAAUGCUAGAACUGCCAUCAUAUGUACCCUGAGUCCUGCAAGAAUCCAUCUGGAGCAAUCAAGAAAUACACUCUUGUUUGCAACCUGUGCUAAGGAAGUGAUUACAAAUGCACAAGUCAACAUAGUCAUGUCUGACAAAGUAUUAGUAAAGCAUUUGCGAAGAGAAUUAGCUAGAUUGGAGAGUGAAUUGAGAAAUUCAGUGCCGAUCUCCACAUCUGAUUCAGCUGCAUUACUGAGAGAAAAAGACCUUGAGAUUGAAAAGCUAAAGAAUGAGGUAAGGGAGCUGACCAUGCAAAGAGAUCUUGCUCUAUCCGAGGUUGAGAGUGUACAGCGACUAGGUGGGAAUGAGGAAUCAUCAACAGAAUGGGUGGGCCUGGACAAUCAAUAUCCUAAGCUGCGAGUGCGGAAUUCAUCACAGCAUUAUUCGUGGGAUUCUGAGAAUCCAGCACCAGAGAGCCCCGUUAUUGCAGAUACUCGCAGUGAACACGUUGGCGUCAGAAUUUCAGAUAUAUCUCAACAGUCCGAUAAACACAGUCGAACUAGUUCUGAUGAUAACUUGUUCCAGCUUCCUGACCUCAAAGUGAAUUUCACACUCACCAGUCCACCUCAGCAGCCAACAAUCAAAGUUCCUGGUUUUGUUGAAACCGAUCUGCAUCAAGAGCAGAUAGAAGAAAAUCCUGAAGAAAAUUUUGAAGGAAGUUGCAAGACCUGCAUAAACAUAGGAAAAUCUAGCUCUGACAGAUAUGCAGAAUCUAACUUAUCAGAUCCUACUUCCAACCGAUACGAAGAUUCAAGUAUGACAUCAUCUGAAGUAAACACAGUUAACUCAGGAUUGACAGAGGUUGAGAAUGAAAAUGGAGAAAAACAAGAAUUUGAGACAUACUUACCCCUGCUGAAUAGAGAAAAAGACUUGGGCAUAACCCCUAAUGAUUUUAUUAUCCCAUCUCCUGAAAAGUCCUCUCCAGGGCUUCUUGAGAAAGAAAUAUGUGGCUCCAGAAGCUUGAAGUUGGUUAGGAGCAGAAGUUGCAAAGCAAGUCUUACGACUAGUCCUUUCUCACCUUGGUUGGAGAAGGAAGGAAAUAACAAGACCACACCAUCAAAUUGGUUAGAGAAAGACUUCAGUGGCAGACCUGUGGGCAUCCCAAGAAAAUUUUCUUUUUUGAAAUAUGAUGAUGACAGAGACAGGUCAUCAAGCAAUGAGUCGCUGACUUGUAUUAACAAUACUACUAGUUGUGAGCCUGAAGCACAGAAUGUUACAACUUCAGAAGAUUAUGAGACUAAUUGUUUGGAGACUAUAAUUGAAGAGGUGAAAGAAAUGACCAAUGAUCAAUAUGGAAAGCAACCUGCUGAUCCCACGGUACGGGAGGCAGAGAGAGAGCAGUGGGAUCUAUAAAGAAUGUAAAA